Olea europaea var. sylvestris is the source of this 1456-nucleotide messenger RNA. RefSeq names its product glutathione S-transferase TCHQD. The record is from RefSeq and is a predicted model, not a curated record. The transcript has 3 exons. Gene Ontology annotation, molecular function: glutathione transferase activity. NCBI's taxonomy places the organism in Eukaryota, Viridiplantae, Streptophyta, Magnoliopsida, Lamiales, Oleaceae. Bases 449 to 1258 code for a protein of 269 amino acids.
CGGUUAUGGGUAAAAAAUCAUGAAAUGGGCUCGCAUUGAGAUAUAUAGAGAGAUCUUAGCAUUUAACCCCUCCCCUAGCAGGAAAUUGAGCACUCCUGGCGAAUUGAAGACUCACAGGAACACUUGUUGUGAAACUAAAGAGAGGUCUUAGCAUUUAAUCCCUUCCCUAGCAGGAAAUUGAGCGCUCCCGGCAAAUGAAAGACACAAGCGAAACUUCAACCAUGGUGGCCCUGCUGUGAUACUAAAGGACUCAAAAGCGUUCGUGUAUGAGGAAGUUCACUAAAAAGCAUUCAAUGGGAUUAGAAGUUAUUUGGUCGAAUGGUUGAUCAAAGCAUUAAUUCUAUGGGCCUUAAACAAGAUUUCCCCCCAUAAGCGAAGAUUUUGUAUAGCACUCAUCAAAGUGCUGUAUACUGGAGUGAAAAGCUCAACAGUUGAUGCUGAUAGCAUCAUGCAGCUAUAUCACCACCCGUAUUCCUUGGACAGCCAGAAGGUGAGGCUCGCAUUGGAAGAAAAGAACAUCGAUUACACAUCAUUCCAUGUUAAUCCUGUCACUGGCAAGAAUUUCGAUUCCAAUUUCUUCCGGACGAAUCCAAGUGCUAAACUUCCCGUUUUUCAGAAUGGUUCUGUCAUCUUAUACAACACUAUAGAGAUCAUUCAGUACAUAGAAAGGAUUGCAUUGGUCUCUUCUGGCGGGUAUAGGGACGACCCGACUCUUAGCAGCAGAGAAGUUGUUGAAUGGAUGCAUAAAAUACAACAAUGGAAUCCCAAGUUCUUUACUCUCUUCCACCUCCCGGUGAAAUAUCGUCUUUAUGUUUCUAAAUUCUUAAGGCGCGUUUUAAUUGCUAGAAUGGCUGAGUCUCCUGAAUUGGCAAGUGCAUAUCACCGUAAGCUGAGAGAAGCAUAUGAAACAGAGGAUAAAAUGCAGGAUGUGGAAGUUCUUAGGCAGAGCGAAGACCAUCUCAAGAGGAUUCUCGAUGAAGCUGAAAUUAAGCUUGGAGAAACGACGUAUCUGGUUGGUGACGAGUUUACUUUGGCAGACAUCAUGUUCAUUCCUAUUCUGAGUCGACUGGUUCUCUUGAAUUUGAAAGAGAAAUACAUCGAUACCCGGCCAAACAUGGCUGAGUAUUGGAAUAUGGUGCAGCAGAGACCUAGCUAUAAAAAGGUGAUUGGACGAUACUUUCGCGGUUGGAGAAGGCAGAGGACACUACUGAAAACUUGGUGCUAUGUGCAAAUUAGACGAUUAUUGAGACGAUAUUGAUAAGCUGCUCUUACGAUAAUCUUGGCAAGAUUGAACUGCUUGAAAUAAAACAGCUGUACAGGUGUACGGAUAUAUCCUUUUUUUAGUUCUUGCGUAAAUUUUUGUAAAGGCACAUAAACUUGUUGCAUGUAUCUAUGGUUAUCAGGAAUAAGACCUUUGUUGAUUACUUUUUGAAAUAUUGUUUUGGAAUUGUAGGUA